CGAAUAUGUCGAUUGACCUCGACUGGGCAAAGCUCGACGAGUCCCUGUCCGCUUCGCUUGUCGAUAUACUCAACACGCAUUUACAGGCUGCGGCAGCCUCACAACCGUCUUUUAUCGGUCCCAUCCAGAUCACAUCCUUUGACUUCGGCUCGCAGCCACCCGACGUCGAGCUCAUCGACCUCCGGAAUAUCUAUCGCGACUUUCUCGACGAUGAUUCUGACAACGAGGGCUCGUCGUCGUCUUCUUCGCCCUCACCUUCUCGAGAUCCCGUCAAGGUCACCCAACAUGGUUCAGGCGCACUAGAUGACGAGGACGAUGACGGCUUCGAAUGGGUAUCGCGACGCGCGGCGGCGAAGAUGGCGGGGAUGCAGGAUGAGUAUCAUUAUCACCACCUACCACCACACGUUCGCUACGGACGAGGUCCUUCUUCCGCCAGCGAGGUGUUCUCUCUCGCACCUGCUCAUACGGACCCGUAUUCCACUUCUGCCGCGUGGAGCACAGGUCCGACAGGCCUCGCGAUGAGCAUGCCUAAUCUUCCGCCGCGACCUUUCGUUGGAAGGACAAUGUCCGCUUUAGGAACGCCCCUUGUGGGUACGCCAGGAAUUGGGAUGAGUAUGGGCAUGGGUAUGGGUAUGGGACUCGGGAUGGGUAUGGGUACGGCUUUGCCUUCGAGGUCUCAAUCGUUGCACACACCAUCACCCAUCAUUCCUACUCCUGCUUCUCAAUCCCCUCAGCCAACGCCACCUUCCGCAUCUGCAUUACCUUCAUCAAUACCACCUGAUGCUACUGGUGGAUCAGAACAACCGGAUCUGCAGAUACACUUGCAUAUCACUUGGCCGUCGAACUUGAGGCUCACGCUUACGACUUCGCUGAGGAUCAACUAUCCAUCUCCGAUGUUCAUGUCGUUGCCUAUCAAGCUUUCUGUUACCGGUCUGCUGUUUACGGGAGAGGUCGCAGUGGCGUACGAGGGCAACCGAAGAAGAGUACAUCUGUGCAUUCUCGACGAUCAAGACCCAUACGGACCUGCAGUCGGUCGUCCGAAACGGGACAAAGAAGGCGACACCGGAGAUGGGCUUAGCACCCAUAAUCACGAUGGACGGGAAAACGGCGAAGGUGGGAUGGACGAUGAUGGGUCCGGUUCGGGGAGCAGAGGAUCGAUAGGUGGCGGACAGAGGAGGGGAAAGCCACUGCCUAUCGGUCAACGCCUGCUGCCAAAUGUCUUCAUAGAGAGCGAAUUAGGACAGGCGGACAAGCAUGUGUUGAAGAACGUGACAAGGGUGGAGAGAUUCAUUCAGGAUGUGAUUAGAAAGACGGUGGAGGAGGAGUUCGUGUUUCCGAACUUUCAUACCUUGGUUUUGCCAUGAAGCCGGACAUUGGUGAGGUGGCAGUAGUGGCGGCGUCCCGCGACCUGUAGGGUCCUCCUUCACGUAUAUUAUCAUUAUUUUGGAUCCAUAUCAAUAUUGCAUCUCAUCUCCGUCGAAUCUACUUCCGAGUCAUGAGAACGAAUCAGGCCCGUUUACCGUGGUGCGAUGAACUUCAUCUCCACCCCACCACGUAUUGUCUUGCCCCACAGUCCAUAAAUUCAGCGCUCCGAGGGCGCAGCUCAGGAUCCCGCUUGUAUAGUCGGCCUCGUGGCUUCCUCGUUCCAAAUAUCGUUGUCCGAGAAUACCAUUACAACACAGCUGACAGAACAGCCCCUCCCUCUCUAAUCACUGGCAUCACUGAGACCACUGACCCAAGCAGUUAUUGCCUCGUUAUCGAUAUCCACACUCCCAAUAUCCGAAGAUACCUCAUACGGCAUCCCGCUAAUCCAAACGUCCAAUCCCUCGUCCUGACACCUCCCAAUUGUCGCCGCGUCCUCAUCACCCGGCUUUAAAAGCGAACCAUCCCGACCACAAGACAAACGGACGUACUUCAGCCUCGCCACAGCGCGUAGUGUUGUGGCCAAACAGGCGUCGGACCACCAGCGAGAUGCGAUGGCCUUGACGGCGAGAGUGGUGGGGAGGAUUCUUGGUCCAUUUGAGGAUGGAUACUCGUCGAUGUCGAGUCUCUCUAGGCGCGGAACAAGUGGUGUCGCAAGCGAAGUGGGAUCGUAGGUGAGGGCGCGGAAGAAAUCUUCUCUCGUCGUGGCAUAUGUGAGAGAGGCACGGAAAGAGACCAGAGCAGGAAGGAGUUCCAAGACAACGACCGCGUUUGUAUCAUCGAAAGGAAUACAAUUGAUGGAUAAGAAGAGCGGUUGCUCGGAUGUCCAGUUGUUGAAGCGUAGGCAUAACCAGUGGCUGGAAGAAGCUCGCCUCGUUACCGAGGAAGUCGGUUCGAAAAACUACGCUGAGGCUGCGAAGGUGGGAGAAGGUACAAAUCGGAACGUAUGGGAUGACUUCACCUCGAGGCGGGACAAAGAUGUGUCCUAGGGAGCAGUGUUCCAGGAGAGGACAUUUCAGGAUGAUAUCACGCGC
Stereum hirsutum FP-91666 SS1 is the source of this 2456-nucleotide messenger RNA. RefSeq lists its product as uncharacterized. Gene Ontology annotation, cellular component: ERMES complex. The record is from RefSeq and is a predicted model, not a curated record. Gene Ontology annotation, biological process: mitochondrion organization; phospholipid transport. Gene Ontology annotation, molecular function: lipid binding. The transcript has 3 exons. Bases 6 to 1364 code for a protein of 452 amino acids. Lineage: Eukaryota; Fungi; Basidiomycota; Agaricomycetes; Russulales; Stereaceae.